AUGUCUGAAGCUGGAUCUGAUUCAGCCUUGGCAUCUUCUGCUCCCACCCCAGUGCCCUGGGACAUACCGCCUGCUCUUGAUGAAGGUGCUGUCCGUUUCAAAGAUCAAGUUGAGCUGGCUACACAAGCCUUACAGAGCCAGGUCCUGGACCUGCAUGGAGGCCCUAUGCAGUAUCUUGAAGCAAAGUUGCAAGAUGUUGAGCAGAAGCGUGACUUUGCCACCUGGCUUUGGGACACAUUUCCUUUGGACGAAAGCAAAGAGUAUGCCUUGGAUUCGCCAAUUCCAUCUGUAGACUUGAAGCGACGUGCUGAAACGUUGCCAAGUCGUGUGCAUGUUUCGAUGCUUGGUUUUUGUGGGCUUUGCACUUUGAAGCCACCGCCUUCGGCGCACGCUUCUGGUUUGUUAGUGCAGCGUAUCCUCAAUGAAGGCUUUGACACUGGAAAGCCUCUCCUGGUCAAACAUGUGACCCCGUGUGAUGUCAUGGAGAGUCCGUGGGCCAGUUUCACCUCUGGGAUGCCGAUUCCUCCUUUUGGCCUUGGAUAUGUGAAGGGAAUGCUCCGGGCCACUACUUGCUUGGCGCUCCUCCACCUCUUCUGGGCAGACGGUAAAGGGACUGCUUUGUUGCGUACUUUCUCCAAAUUCAAGGAGUCGUGUGAGGUCAUCUAUGUCCAGCAUGUGGUCCUGCCUAGCUUGGAAAGUGAAAUUUUCAACAACUUCUUGCUGAGCAUCCGAGACAGCGUUUGCAAACCUCCGAACUUCAUGACUUGGAUCCACACUCUUCGUAGCCUCCAGAAGAAAGGCUAUGAAGACAGCGCUGCUGUCACUGUCCGCUACAACCAGCUUCUGCCCAAGUCCUCUCACUUGGUUGGUUCCAAGGCUGUUGCCUUAGGAAACCUGAUGAACUUAUUUCCUGAAGACCUGAUUGAGUUGCUUCAAUCCCAUGUCUCCAAGUAUGGCUGGGACGGCUGUGUGCUUUCUGAUGAUGCUUUGUCGAGCAAGAGAAUUCUUCCUACUUACCAACACAAAGCACCGCACAAAAGCUGGAACACAUUAAUGGCUAUGAGCUCUGAGGCUACCACUUUGCUGUUCAAGAGGCUGAUCAAUGAGUUUGAAAAGCCUAAUUCUUGCAAGAAGAAAGUGGAUCGAAGUCGGGUUGACGCUGUAGCAGAAGCUGCUGCUUUACUUGUCAACCUUGCUAAGCAGUUGCAGGAAAUGUUUCCUAUCAGCGCUGCUGAUAUUGAAACCCAUGUGUAUCAGCCUUGGCUUGAUGGCGCCCAUGGAUGGGACUUGGAGCUGCAUGAAGUGCAGUCCGAGAGGCGGGACAAAUGGGUGGUCACUGACAUCAAGGCCUUCCGAAAUGUGGCUGAUAUGUGUAACUGCAAAGUUCCACUGGGCCCAGGCAGCACAACAGAGAUCCUCCUGACGCGCUUGGAUGAAGACAAAUGGUCACUGGUAUCAAAACAAUUGGAAUAUGAUCUCCAAUGUUUCCGCCUUCACCUCUCUAAGGUUGGAAGUUUUGAGCUUGCUGUGCACCAUGCGAAGCUUGACUGGUCCAAGAAACGCCAUGAGGAGGCAAACCGGUGGGCUCAGCAGUGGUUGAAGAACAAGGGGUCUGUCGUGGCAUAUGAUUCCUCUGAGGUUGGUGCCUUGGAUCGCGCUGUGACAGAGCAACUCUCUGUCUUAUUGAAGCACAAUGGCCUGCAGAAACACACGGUUAUACUAUCUAUCUUGAACUGGGCUGCGCCGGCUGCCCAUACACAGAGCCAGCAAGAAGCAGAAUCUGGUUGCUUCUGCCGACUUGUUGCUGAGCAGCCCCAGAACUUGGGCCUACUACUGUCGCCAGUUUUUCACUACAAGAUCCAUCAGCGCCGUGCCUUGGAACACUUCUUGCUCCGGAGCAUCUCUGGCAAAGGUGUUGAUGUGGAGUUUCAGGCUGCCCUCACCUUCCGGGACCGAAAAGACUCUCGGGAUACGCGGGCAUUGCUUUAUCCUUUGAGGGUUGUCCGGCCUUUUGUUGAGGCGGACCCAGAUGUGGAUGAUGAUGGAUCUGAGAGUCGCAAGCGGCCCGCUGCAAAGAAAAGGCGUCUCACUGAACCAGUUGAGGUGGUGGACACUGACAAGCUGCCAAGCACCAAGCUUGCUGAGGCGCCGCUGAGUGGCUUGAAAAAAGAAGCUAAUGGCAAGGUCCUCCUACGAGUUGAUGAGGCACAUGGAUGGUGGCCUCCAGGGCAUGCGUGA
This is a messenger RNA of Durusdinium trenchii, 2238 nucleotides long. NCBI's taxonomy places the organism in Eukaryota, Dinophyceae, Suessiales, Symbiodiniaceae. The record is from the annotation of a GenBank genome assembly.